AUGGAUUCAUUUGGAUAUUUAGUUAUUUUUACAAUAAUAUGUGGUGGAUAUCUGUUUUACAAAGCUUUGAAUCGCAAGAAUAAUUACUGGUCUAAACGUGGAGUGAAAGGCCCAAAACCAGUGCCUAUUUUUGGUAAUCUUCUCAGUUUUCUGGUAACUCCCCGACCAUUAGUCGAAGUGAACUGGCUUAAAAAAUUUGGACACAUUUACGGAUAUUAUGAACUGGAUGAACCAAUUCUGAUGGUGGCUGAGCCAGAAUUGGUAAAAACAAUUUUAGUGAAGGACUUCCACCUGUUUUCGGACAGACGGCACGAGAAGACAGCCGAACCACUGAUAGAGAAAACUCUGACAAAUCUGUUGGGCGACGACUGGAAGAGA
This is a messenger RNA of Oppiella nova, 378 nucleotides long. Lineage: Eukaryota; Metazoa; Arthropoda; Arachnida; Sarcoptiformes; Oppiidae. The record is from the annotation of a GenBank genome assembly.